AUGGAGGGCAAAGAAAAUAAACCAGGAAUUUUAAGUUGUCUUAUAAAAGGUCCUGGUCUAGUUUAUAAAUUACCAACGUUAGAUGGCAUAACAAUCUAUCUCGAUAUAGAAAUCCAUAUAGCAUACGAACUCGAUAUAAAGACAUCUGUAAUAGGGCUUGGGCCUCAUUACAAUGUCAGAAAUUUAACAAAAUCUGAGUCAGAUAAUCCACCUGCUUACACAAUCAGAGGAAGGAAAGCUUGGAUGCCAAAUCAUGUUUCUGGACCUGGAGCAUAUUCUCCCGAGUUGUGUCCACCAAUGAAUCAUACAGCUUACAGUAUCAAGUCAGGAAGUGUGAUAAAAUUUCUAGAUGAAGAAUCCAGAUCAAAUUCAUACCUUUUACGGACAUGCAUAGGAUCCAAAGUGCCUGAUAAACCUGCUCAGAGUGCAUUUUCUAUCAUUGAUUAUCGUAAGAUACACAAAGAAAUUUUGAAAAGUUCAAGCCUAGCCACGUACAUCAAAACAAAUUAUGAUAUGAUAAAACGACGAAGUCCGGCAUAUAGUCUAAAAGGAAGACAUAUUUUAUCAGAAAGAUAUCGCAGUUCUGCACCAAUCUUUUAUCCAUUGUAUGAUAUAUGAAAACGUUCAUCUACGUAUUCAUUUAUAAAACAUAGUGAAUGCGCCAGAAUACUUAUGACAGUUAGAUGA
Molecule: messenger RNA, 687 nt
Organism: Atta colombica
Lineage: Eukaryota; Metazoa; Arthropoda; Insecta; Hymenoptera; Formicidae
Product: outer dense fiber protein 3-like protein 2
Source: RefSeq, a predicted model, not a curated record